Messenger RNA from Pomacea canaliculata, 2102 nucleotides. RefSeq lists its product as uncharacterized. The record is from RefSeq and is a predicted model, not a curated record. The transcript is spliced from 4 exons. Gene Ontology annotation, biological process: cell adhesion. Gene Ontology annotation, molecular function: carbohydrate binding. The coding region runs from base 33 to 944 and encodes 303 amino acids. NCBI's taxonomy places the organism in Eukaryota, Metazoa, Mollusca, Gastropoda, Architaenioglossa, Ampullariidae.
GCAACUGCGUCUUUAAGCAAAUCUCCGAAAAAAUGGCUGAUGAUAUAACAAUCAACGGUUCUAACGACGCUACCGAUAUGAUAGAGGUAGCAAUUUGUCAACCAGACCACCCCAAUCAAGCCAUUUUUAUUACGAGUCUGGAUAUCAAACUCGAGCAUUUUCGCACUUCUAUCACGCAAAAUGGUCUGAUUGUGCCAGAAGAGUGGGUUUUCAUGACUCGUCUAGGCAGUUUGAUUUCUGAGGACCAAGAAGAUCGUAUUCUCCUGAAAACAAUAACAAGACACCACGAUGAUUCUGGCGCUGUAGAUGUUAUGGUAACCCCAGCACUUUCAGAGCAUGAGCAGUCGGAGAGGCGUCCAGGCAAUACUUCUGGCAGAAACGAAGUUUUGUCUUCUUUUGCAACGAUAGUGGCAGCUGUUCGAGAUAUUUACGUCACAUCAAUUCAACCAAACCUCCACGAGUUUAUUAAGCCACUGGCUAUUGCAGCAGGAGUGGCGGCCGUCCUCACAUUUGUGCUAACAUUUUUCGUUGCUAUGAACUUUGGUGUUUUGCAUGGGUUCAUACAAAAAUCAUCAUUGUCUACCUUUCUUAAGCGUCAUGUUUGUGGUAUUCCUGGUGACAUCGAUUUUGUGACAGAACUAGCCAAGAUGCAGCGAAAAAUAGAUGAUCUGCAAGAGCACGUUAGCAAGAUGAAACAAGUGGAAAUGGGUUAUUUUGACUGCAAUGAGGAGACCUACAAAGUUCAAAUCAGCUUCCGGAAAGUCAACUUCACAGAAGUUCCCCAGGUUAUUUUUGCACAGAGUGGUGUCAGUAAUGGAGGCGACUUGUUCUCCUUCGAGAUGGAUGAUGUACAUGUGACUCAGGCUGGCUUUAGUGCACAGUGCUCUGUCCGUGACAGAAGAUUUAGCAGCCUCACAGUCAGCUGGAUUGCUGCUGGAAAAUGAUCAGAUAAUCUCAGAAAUGGUUCAGAUGAAAAAAAAGUUUUUAGGUGUUUAAAAUAAUGUAGUCAUGGUUAAGGAACUUUAUACAUAUUUUUAACUCCCCGUGUCAUAUCAGAAAAGAAAUUUUAACAACAGUCUUAUCUAGAAAGUUAUAGUAAUAACUUGUCUAUGGUUUGUGGGCUUCUUGUACUUGUCAUUUAUUUUAACAUUUCUUAGAUGCUGCUGCAGAAGUGAUGUGAUAAAUGCAUUUAAAUCUAACUGGAUCAUCACUGUGCUUAUAACUAUCGUGCUCCUUGGGGCCUUAGUACACCAGAUCUGUGACACUGUUAUUUGAGCUAAUCGGUUAAAGUAAAUGUGAUGUUUUUUGUGAGUUUUGCUGUUCCUUUGUUAUGUCCCUUGACUUUUUUCCCUGUUUUAGUUACAGCGGUCUUGCUUCUUUGUGUUUUUGAUUUUUUUUUAAAUGAGAUAUAAGUAUUAUUUUAUUAACAAAACAGUGAUUUUGGUUACAGUCUUGAAUUUUAUUUCUCAUGUACUCUUUAAUUUAUGGAUUUCACAGAUCAGGAAAGACAUUUGAGUUAUUUAUGGUUAUAUUUUAUAAUUCAAAUGUCAUCAAAAAAAUAAAACCACAAAUUCUUUUCCUGGAUAUUUAGAAUAUGAACAGUAAAACAUCCACAUCAGGAAAGUUACUAUUAAAUGCUUUUUAAGUUGUGCAACGUAUUGAAAGAACAAAUUCUUCUUCUUUAUUACAAUUAUUUGUGCAUAUGAUUUGUGCUUUAAACCUUCGUUUUUAUGAAAUCGGUUUAUUUUCUCGCAUUGUAUAUUUACUGUAUACAUUUUUAAGUUUUGUGGUUUGUAGUUUAUCAUUUAUUCCUCUUGUGUUGUUAAAGUGUAUAAUUUAUUUAGAAGGCAUCUGGAAAUGUUUUGCAUUAUUUUCCUCUAAAUAAUUUUGCAUCCCAGAAGAAAGUAAACGGGUUAUUUGUAUUUUUGAACUGGACUUGCAAGCAAAUGUCUUGCUUUUGCCUUGAAUUAUUUAUAAGAAGCAACUGACAUGGUUUUGGAAUGAUACUAUAUAGCUUUACAGAUUAGAAAGUAAUCAAAAUCUUGAAACUCUGUUUGGAAAGAUUGCAUCUUUUUUUAUUAAAACAGGUAUUCUGGUGCAGA